This is a messenger RNA of Carassius carassius (crucian carp), 1204 nucleotides long. RefSeq names its product MORN repeat-containing protein 3-like. Bases 144 to 914 code for a protein of 256 amino acids. Lineage: Eukaryota; Metazoa; Chordata; Actinopteri; Cypriniformes; Cyprinidae. The transcript has 6 exons. The record is from RefSeq and is a predicted model, not a curated record.
GUCAAGCCUGAAGGCUUGUUGCUAGGAUACCGUACACGAAUUCUUUUCACAGGUCAGUCGAGAUCGAGCUGUUUGACUAUUGCAGUGUAAAUAUAAUUGUUUUGUUUGUUUUAAGUGAUUUGGAUGGUGAAUUUGGUCACAGUAUGCCCUUCUUGAAGAGACACCGGACUACAGAACCUCUUGUAAAACUUUGGGACAAAAAGGCCCAAAAAUGUGGCCCACAUCACACUGUGUAUUCUGUCAACGGAGAUCAAUACACAGGCGAGUGGAUGGAAAAUAAGAAACAUGGAAAAGGAGCACAGGUUUGGAAGAAAACAGGACUGAUCUAUGACGGGGACUGGAGGUGUGGAAAGAGAGAAGGCUAUGGAACCCUGAGCAAGACUGACCCUGAAACCAAAGAGUAUGUGAGAGUUUAUGUUGGUUCUUGGCGGAAUGACAAGAAGGAAGGUGCCGGGACAUAUUUCUACAGUCCGUCUGCGUUCUAUGAGGGGCAGUGGAGGGAAGAUCAGAGGAGUGGAUGGGGACGGAUGCAGUAUGAGAAUGGGGAGCUGUAUGAGGGAGAGUGGCUGAAGGACAAACAUCAUGGACAGGGUUUGCUUCUGCUAGCUAAUGGAAACCGGUUUGUGGGCACCUGGAGUGACGGACAGAAAAACGGACACGGCAAGUUCUACUACCUGGACAGAGGUCAGCUGUACGAAGGCUUUUGGGUUGACGGUGUUGCUAAGUCUGGAACCGUGUUUGAUUUUGAGAGAGAAGCAGCAGUUAGACCAACAGUGUAUCCAAUUCCCAAGGUUUGCCUACAGGAUUCACAGGCUGUGCUGAUGGAGGCACAAGCAUAUUUCACUGAGGACAAGGAGAAAUCAACAGAGACCACGAUUCCAAGUCACAUGGUUGCUAGGCAAUAUGUAACUUGACAAUAUUCUGAAAUCAAAAAAGGCAGACGAGUGCAGUGAAAUACAUUUUAUCAACCCCUCACGCACAAUAAAAUCAAUUUUACACAAUACAUAAAAGCUGUUGGUACAUUCUGCAUCUACUAGUAUUGAAGAAAAUGGCAAGAUUUUAUUUUGCCAAGAAUUGCAUGUCAUGCAUGAUAUAGAAGAACACAAAUAGGUGUUUGGUUGAAGUUGGUCUGAUUAAGACUUUAAUUAAAAUGUAGAAAACUGUGGGUUUUUAAAUUCCAGCACAUGCUGUGCACUAAUAUAAA